Molecule: messenger RNA, 714 nt
Organism: Sporisorium graminicola
Lineage: Eukaryota; Fungi; Basidiomycota; Ustilaginomycetes; Ustilaginales; Ustilaginaceae
Exons: 2
Coding region: 1-714 (237 amino acids)
Molecular function (GO): protein binding
Source: RefSeq, a predicted model, not a curated record
AUGACGCCGGUUCCAGACACAGACAGCGCUUCGGCCACCUCCUUUCCUCCCCCACAACCUCCUCAGCACAGCCCCGAAUCGGUCGCGCAGCUUCCCAACGCCGCGGUCGACCUUGCCAACCGAAUGUUCGACCUGGCACGCAGCGGCGAUGCAGCUUUGAUCGACUACCUCGCUGCCGGACUCCCGCCCAACCUCACCAACAACCGAGGCGAUACGAUUCUGAUGCUCGCCUCCUAUCACGGACAUGUCGAUCUGGUUCGAAGAAUGCUGACCGAGCCGUCCUCUGCGCAGCACGCGCCUUCCACAGCACCCGACAGCCCACCGACCCGAACGUGGCGUGGCCAACCCGAUCCAAACCAGUUGAACGGCCGCGGCCAGAGCAUCGUCGCAGGAGCCGUCUUCAAGGGCUUUGACGACGUGGUGCGCCUGCUCAUCGAGCACGGAGCGGAUCCUCUGGCUGGUCAGCCGAAUGCCGAGGAAUGCGCGCAGAUGUUCAACAAGUGGGACGGCGAGACGGGCUUCAAGCAGCUGUUUGAGCAGGCGCCAGGUCGAGGUGCAGGAGGUCGAGAUGCUGCGCCAGCAGUAGAGGAUCGAGAGGAAAUGAGGCGUGUGCCCGGGGUCGGACUCCAGCCUGUGGCGACAGAUCCAAAUGGGUCCGAGGGAGAGCAACAACUGUCGCACGACGCUCCGUCCCAUCCGGGCGCCGAACGAUGA